AUGCCUUCUUCUCACCACGAGGCGCUCAAGGCCACUCUUGAGAGCAAGGGCCUCAAGUUCCAUAUCAAGGCAGGCCAAGCCAAGUGGGAGGCAACUGUGCUGGACCGCGCCACCCACGAGAGACGCAAGGCGGAGCGGCAGGACUCGUCUUCCUCCGUCUCGACGACCGCGAGUAGCUCUUCCUUUGCCACUACAUCAUCACGCUCGAGCACCAAGUCCCACUAG
Chaetomium strumarium is the source of this 225-nucleotide messenger RNA. RefSeq lists its product as uncharacterized. The transcript has 2 exons. The record is from RefSeq and is a predicted model, not a curated record. Lineage: Eukaryota; Fungi; Ascomycota; Sordariomycetes; Sordariales; Chaetomiaceae. Bases 1 to 225 code for a protein of 74 amino acids.